Molecule: messenger RNA, 7369 nt
Organism: Chionomys nivalis (European snow vole)
Lineage: Eukaryota; Metazoa; Chordata; Mammalia; Rodentia; Cricetidae
Gene: Bcorl1
Product: BCL6 corepressor like 1
Exons: 14
Coding region: 183-5570 (1795 amino acids)
Biological process (GO): negative regulation of transcription by RNA polymerase II
Cellular component (GO): nucleus
Molecular function (GO): transcription corepressor activity; protein binding
Source: RefSeq, a predicted model, not a curated record
CACCGCUCUCCCCCUCACUCUUUCGCUCGCCGCGGCGCUGCCAGUGUGUGGCUCUGUCUCUCCUCGGCUUUGCUGAGCCCUCCCUUCUUCCUCUCAGUUCCUAGAGUCCGACCACCGCCGCCGUGAGAGGAGAAGGAGGGGGAGUGGCCGCAGUGGAUCCUAUCUGGCAGUGAGUGGCUGUCAUGAUCUCUACAGCACCGCUCUACAGCGGCGUGCACAACUGGACCAGUUCUGACCGGAUUCGCAUGUGCGGCCUCAACGAGGAGAGAAGAGCACCUCUUUCUGAUGAGGAAUCCACGACAGGUGACUGCCAGCACUUUGGAUCUCAGGAGUUUUGUGUCAGCAGCAGUUUUUCCAAGGUGGAGCUCACAGCAGUUGGAAGUGGCAGCAAUGCCCGGGGGGCAAACCCAGAUGGCAGUACAACAGAAAAACUUGGGCACAGGUCACAAGAUCAGCCUGAUGAUCCCCAGCCAAAAAUGGACUAUGUUGGGAAUGCAGGAGAGGCGGAGGGCCUCCUGAUGCCACUGAGCAGCCCAGGAGACGGGCUUAAGCUGCCCACUCCUGAUAGCACUGAGGCCAGCCAUAGCAGGGCCAAUUGCUCCUGGACUCCCCUAAGCACCCAAAUGAGCAAACAGGUUGACUGCUCGCCAGCCGGGGUAAAGGCUUUGGACUCUCGGCACAGUGUUGGGGAGAAGAACACUUUUAUUUUGGCAACUCUCGGAACUGGAGUCCCUGUGGAGGGAACCCUGCCUCUAGUUACCACUAACUUCAGUCAGCUUCCGGCACCUAUCUGCCCUCCUGCCCCUGGGUCGGCCUCUGUGACCCCAUCAGUUCCCGAUCCAUUCCAAGUUCCCCUUUCUGUCCCAGCCCCGGUGCCCCACUCAGGACUAGUUCCAGUCCAGGUUGCCACAUCGGCUUCAGCUCCUUCUCCUCCCCUAGCACCAGUGCCCGCUCUAGCUCCAGCACCGCCCUCGGUGCCUACUCUCAUCUCUGAUUCAAACCCUCUCUCUGUGUCAGCCUCUGUCUUGGUGCCUGUGUCAGCCUCUGCUCCCCACUCAGUCCCAGUGCCACUGUCGGCUCCUGCUCCUACUCCUCUCACUGUCUCUGUUUCUGCACCUCCCUUGGCCCUGAUCCAGGCUCCUGUGCCUCCUUCAGCUCCCACUUUGGUCCUUGCUUCUGUCCCAACUCCGGUUCUAGCUCCCAUGCCAGCAUCCACGCCUCCAGCAGCUCCUGCCCCUCCAUCUGUGCCAAUGCCCACUCCAACCCCAUCUUCUGGCCCACCUUCUACCCCCACCCUUAUCCCUGCUUUUGCUCCUACACCGGUGCCUGCACCCACCCCGGCCCCAAUCUUUACUCCAGCCCCCACGCCCAUGCCGGCUGCCACACCAGCUGCCAUCCCCACCUCAGCACCCAUUCCAGCCUCCUUCAGUUUGAGUCGAGUGUGUUUUCCUGCAGCUCAGGCACCAGCUAUGCAAAAAGUCCCCCUGUCUUUUCAGCCAGGGACAGUGUUGACCCCUAACCAGCCGCUGGUAUACAUCCCACCUCCGAGUUGUGGGCAGCCACUCAGUGUGGCUACACUGCCAACUACUCUGGGAGUCUCUUCCACACUCACGCUCCCAGUUCUGCCAUCUUACCUACAGGAUAGGUGUCUUCCGGGUGUGUUGGCCUCCCCAGAGCUCCGCUCUUAUCCAUAUGCAUUUUCUGUGGCCCGGCCUUUGGCUUCAGAUUCGAAGUUGGUCUCUUUAGAGGUGAACAGGCUCUCCUGUACGUCCCCAUCCAGCAGCACUAACACCCAGCCUGCUCCUGAUGGGGUCCCUGGACCUUUGGCAGAUACCUCUCUCACCACUGCUUCUGCCAAGGUGCUUCCAACUUCUCAACCUUUGCUGCCAGCCCCCAGCGGGAACUCAGUCCCACCACACCCCUCCAAGAUGCCAGGGGGCACCGAGCAACAAACAGAAGGAACUUCUGUUACCUUCUCUCCUCUCAAGUCACCUCCACAACUGGAGAGAGAGAUGGCCUCUCCACCCGAGUGCAGUGAGAUGCCUCUUGACCUCUCUUCCAAGUCCAACCGUCAGAAGCUUCCAUUGCCGAACCAGCGUAAAACACCUCCCAUGCCUGUUUUGACCCCUGUGCACACCAGCAGCAAGGCCCUCCUUUCCACAGUCCUGUCUAGGUCUCAGCGCACAACUCAGGCUGCUGGCAGCAAUGUCACUUCCUGCCUGGGCUCCACUUCUUCACCUUUUGUUAUCUUUCCUGAGAUGGUGAGGAAUGGAGACCCAAGCACCUGGGUAAAAAACUCAACUGCUCUGAUCAGCACCAUUCCUGGCACAUAUGUGGGAGUGGCCAACCCAGUGCCUGCAUCCCUGCUGUUGAACAAGGACCCUAACCUGGGCCUUAAUCGAGAUCCUCGCCAUUUCCCCAAGCAGGAGCCUAUCUCCAUCAUUGAUCAAGGAGAGCCUAAGAGCACUGGUGCCACUUGUGGCAAGAAAGGCAGCCAGGCUGGUGCUGAGGGACAGCAAAGCACAGUCAAAUCCCGUUAUACCCCAGCCCGCAUUGCCCCUGGACUGCCAGGGUGCCAAACCAAGGAGCUAUCUUUAUGGAAACCUACAGGGCUGGCAAAUAUGUACCCACGAUGUUCUGUCAAUGGGAAACCCACUAGCACCCAGGUCCUGCCUGUUGGCUGGUCACCAUACCACCAAGCAUCCCUGCUUUCUAUUGGCAUUUCCAGUGCCGGGCAACUAACCCCCAAUCAGGGGGUGCCUAUCAGGCCCACCAGCAUUGUUUCUGAGUUUUCUGGUGUGUCAUCUCUUGGCUCCAAUGAAGCUGUUCAUGGACUUCCUGAGGGGCAGCCACGGCCUGGGGGCCCCUUUGCUUCAGAACAGGAUGCUGUCACAAAGAACAAAACUUGCCGAAUUGCUGCCAAGCCUUAUGAAGAACAAGUCAAUCCUGUCCUCUUGACUCUCAGCCCUCAGACAGGGACCCUGGCGCUGUCUGUUCAGCCUAGCAGUGGGGACAUUGGAGUGAAUCAGGGACCUGAAGAAUCUGAGAACCACCUCUGCUCUGAUAGUACUCCUAAGAUGGAAGGCCCCCAGGCAGCCUGUGGCCUGAAGCUGGCGGGAGACACAAAGCCUAAAAACCAAGUGCUUGCUACCUAUAUGUCCCAUGAGCUGGUCCUGGCCACACCCCAGAACUUGUGCAAGAUGCCUGAGCUGCCUUUGCUACCUCAUGACAGCCACUCUAAGGAACUUGUUUUAGAUGUGGUUCCAAGCAGCAAGAGGGGCCCCAGCACAGACCUUUCACAGCUUGGAAGUCAGGUGGAUCUGGGGCGGGUGAAAAUGGAGAAAGUGGAUGGUGAUGUGGUCUUCAAUUUAGCCAACUGCUUCCGGGCUGAUGGUCUCCCAGCAGUUCCCCAGAGGGGCCUGGCUGAGGCUCGGGCUAAAGCUGGGCAAACUCGAGUCAAGCGGGAAAGCGUUGGGGUCUUUACUUGCAAGAACAGUUGGCAACCAGAUGAAGAGACAGAAUCUCUGCCACCCAAAAAGGUGAAGUGUAACAAAGAAAAGGAAACUGAGGAAGAGCCACAGCAGCAACAGCAGCAGCAGCCACCACCACCACCACCACAGCCACAUGAUAAGCCCGUGGUCCAGAGUUCCCUGGGAUCCAAGUGCCGGAAGCUGCCUGGAGACCCCCAGGAACCCACCAAGAAAAGCCCCAGAGGGGCUUCAGAUUCAGGAAAAGAGCACAAUGGAGUCAGGGGAAAGCACAAGCACCGGAAGCCAACAAAGCCAGAGUCCCAGCCUCCAGGAAAACGAGCUGACGGUCAUGAGGAAGGUUCCUUGGAAAAGAAAGCAAAGAGCAGUUUCCGUGACUUCAUCCCUGUGGUUCUGAGCACUCGGACACGUAGUCAGUCUGGAAGCAUCUGUAGCUCCUUUGCUGGUAUGGCAGACGGUGACAUGGGAAACCAGGAGGUCUUCCCUACAGAGGAAGAGGAGGAGGUGGCUCCUACCCCAGCUAAGAGAAGAAAGGUGAGAAAGACCCAAAGGGAUACCCAGUACCGCAGCCAUCAUGCCCAGGACAAGACCCUGCUGAGCCAAGGCCGCAGACAUCUGUGGCGAGCCCGAGAGAUGCCCUGGAGGACAGAGGCUGCCCGGCAAAUGUGGGACACCAAUGAAGAGGAGGAAGAAGAUGAGGAAGAGGGCCUGGUAAAGAGAAGGAAACGGAGACGACAGAAGAGCCGAAAAUACCAGACUGGAGAGUACUUGACAGAACAAGAAGAAGAGCAACGUCGGAAAGGGAGAGCAGAUUCAAAGGCCCGUAAGCAGAAGACUUCCUCCCAAAGUUCAGAGCACUGCCUCAGGAACAGGAACCUUCUCUUGUCCAGCAAAGCCCAGGGGAUCUCGGACUCACCAAACGGUUUCCUCCCAAAUAACCUGGAGGAACCAGCCUGCCUUGAAAAUUCAGAAAAGCCAUCAGGAAAACGAAAGUGCAAGACCAAGCACAUGGCAAACGUCUCAGAAGAGGCAAGGAGCAAAGGUCGUUGGAGCCAGCAGAAGACACGAUCUUCUAAAUCUCCCACUCCAGUGAAGCCCACAGAACCAUGUACACCCUCCAAGUACCGAAGUACUGGCCCAGAAGAGGCCUCAGAGUCACCCACUGGCCGACAGAUUCCCCCAGAGGCUCGGAGACUCAUAGUAAACAAAAAUGCUGGUGAGACCCUCCUACAGCGAGCAGCUCGCCUGGGCUAUAAGGACGUUGUUCUCUACUGCCUCCAGAAGCACAGUGAGGACGUGAAUCACCGCGACAAUGCGGGCUACACAGCCCUGCACGAGGCCUGUUCCCGGGGCUGGACUGAUAUCCUGAACAUCCUGUUGCAACAUGGGGCUAAUGUGAACUGCAGUUCGCAGGAUGGCACAAGGCCAGUUCAUGAUGCUGUGGUCAAUGACAACCUAGAGACCAUCUGGCUUCUGCUAUCCUAUGGAGCUGAUCCCACACUGGCUACCUACUCGGGUCAGACAGCCAUGAAGCUGGCCAGCAGUGAUAACAUGAAGCGCUUCCUCAGUGAUCACCUCUCGGAUCUUCAGGGCAGAGCAGAGGGCGAUCCUCGUGCAUCCUGGGAUUUUUACAGCAGUUCUGUGUUGGAGAAAAAAGACGGGUUUGCCUGCGACCUCCUCCAUAAUCCUCCUGGGAGUGCCGAGCAAGGAGACGAUUCAGAACAGGAUGACUUCAUGUUCGAACUCUCAGACAAGCCUCUUCUCCCUUGUUACAACCUCCAAGUGUCAGUGUCCCGUGGACCCUGCAACUGGUUCCUCUUCUCCGAUGUCCUGAAGAGGCUGAAGCUUUCCUCAAGAAUCUUUCAGGCCCGGUUUCCGCACCUUGAAGUCACCACCCUGCCCAAGGCUGAGUUCUACCGGCAGGUGGCCUCAAGUCAGCUGCUGACCCCAGCUGAGAGGCCUGGGAGCUUGGAGGACAGAUCUCCCCCAGGCUCUUCUGAGACUGUGGAGUUGGUGCAGUACGAGCCAGAGCUGCUGCGGCUCCUAGGGUCUGAGGUGGAAUACCAGUCUUGGAGCAGUUGACCGAAACAGCCCUCCGUGUUCUUCUUUCUCCUCCGAGUUCACCCUUUCCCCACCGCCCAUGUCUCCCCCACCGAGCACCAGACUGCAGAAUGAGGCAAUAAUACGGACCAACAAGAAGCCACCUUAUCAAUGCCAGCAUUAGUGACUGGAGCUUUUUUCUUUGGGUUACAGUUAGUUCUCAUCUCCAUGUUGUUGUGGUUGGUGAUCUGGUGGAAAGUUGAACUCCACUUCUGAAGACAAGAGGUGUGGAGAUGUUGGGAAGUGGCACCAGGGUCCCUGGGACUGGCUUCUAUGCUUAUGACCAAGACCAAACGUGGGCCUGGGUGACUGUGGCCUGUCCUAAGGAGAAAUGAGAAAAGCCCAAAUCUCUGAGUGCCCCUCCCCAUUUCCCUGUACUCUUCUGUCUUCCAUAGUAUUUAUUUUAUUAGUAUUUAAUUUGUAUUGUUUCAUUGAUUUCUGCUAAGUCUGUAUCACUGUGACAAUUUGAGACAACUUGUUUUGAGGGACUUUCUUUACCUCCUUUCCUUUUUCUUCCUGGAUAAGCUUUGGGGAUGCUUGUUCCCUCUAUGAAACUGAUUCCCAGGUUGUCCUUCCCCCAGCUGGGGAGGGAGCAGGAUGAGGAAGGAUAGGGGACAUCAUCACACAACUAAACAUCCUGGCUGCUGCUGGCCCAGAGCUGGGGAACUGGGGUCAAAUCCCUGGCCUUUGGUGCUCCCCCACCCCCUGCCAGUUUUGCCCCACCCCUGCCCUUUGUAGCAGCUCUGCCAUCUUAGUGUUUACUAGGGAGAGGGUUUCCUGAGUUCCUCUAAUAAAGGCAGAUUGAGAAUGGGCCUGAGGGAUGAGGGGGCCUCCCUCAUACUGCUCUGCUCAGAGAGCACAGUAUGAAGUUAUUCUGGCAUCUUUUGCCCUGUACCCCUCCUUGCCUCACCCUUCCUCCCUGGGCUCCCCAUCUUGAGAUACUGAGCCUUUCACUUCCCAGCCUUUGCCUUGCCACCCCUACCACAGACUUCCAGCACCCUUCCCCCUGUCUCCUCCACCAGUCUCUGAUUCUCCUCUGGAAUCUGUAAAGGACCCUGAGGCUGACUAGGCAAGGGCAGGGACAAGUCUCUAGUCUGGCUCUACGCCCACUUAGGGACUUGUAGCUGUGCGAGUGGCUUGUGGGCCUUGAGAAGCCUAGUGUUAGACCUGAUACAGGGCAGAGGGAGGGAGGGAGGGAGGGAGGAGGAGCUUGGGUUGUUUCCAUGGCCCCACCCUCCAUGGCAUUAUCUUUUCCACUCUUCUUAUUUUUCUAUAGAUUGUUAUUUUGAGUAUGUACCAUUGAAAGGCAGGAGGGCCUUGUUGUGGUUGGCUCUGGAUGGAGAUGGUGCAGUUUAUUGUACAGGUGCUAAACAACAACAAAAGAAAAUGGAAAAAAAAAGACACAAAAAAGGAAAAAAAAGCCAGUUUGGGGAUGGGACAAUCUGUUCUCGGGAGGCUCCUGACCCAUUUAGGAGCAUUGUUUCUUUUAACUGUGUGUGAUUUUUGUUCCCAUGGGGAUUUUCUGGGCCCCUUUCUGUAGGACAACCCCACCAUAUGCUGCCCAAUUGGUUUUGAACAAUUGUUUUCCCUUUUUAACAAAUAUAUAUAUAUAUAUAUAUAUAUAUAUAUAUAUAUAUAUAUAUGUUGAGGGGGCUUGGAUUUCAAUUUUCUUUGUUUUGUUGAGAUUUAUGAUACUGUGUGGUUUAUUUUGUUUUCUGUUUGCCUUUACUUUGUUUUGCAUUUUGGUGUGUACUCUGGCUGCCCUUUAUGUUUCGUUUUAA